AUGACGGAGAACGUAGACGGCCCAUUUCAAAUGGAUGAGGACAUAUCGGGUCUACCGAAUAAUGUUUCAAAAGACGACCCAAGAUACAGCGAAAUCCAGAUUAGUAAACUCACCCAGUCCGGGACAACAUUGGAUAACGACACGCCACUACGAUCGAAGUUGAAUCAGCUAAAGUUGGAAGAAAAGGAAAACAAUGCAACUACAAUAGAAGAGGAAGAGGAGAAAAACUAUGAUGAGGAUGUGGAUGACAAAUUGGAUGUUAACUUGCAAAAGAAAUUGCAAUUGGAAUACGAAGAACAACAGAAGCAACAUAAAAAGACGAUCGAAACAGUAGAUAUCAUAGAGCAGGAUAAACAAUAUGACUUUGAUGUUGAUGAUCAACCAUUAACCCCGCCUGAAAACUUUGCACUAGUCAUUGGAUCAAUCUAUAGAAGUUCUUUUCCUCAACCUGCCAAUUUUUCGUUUUUGAAACAACUUAAAUUGAAAUCAGUUCUAUGUCUUAUACCAGAGGAAUACCCAGAACUACAACAAAAGUUUUUCGAGACGAACAAUGUCAAGUUGUUUCAAUUGGGGAUGUCAGGGAAUAAAGAGCCAUUUGUCAAAAUCUCACUGGAUUUGAUUACACAAGCGAUCAAGAUAGUGCUAGAUCCAGAAAAUCAACCUAUACUUAUACAUUGCAAUCGUGGAAAGCAUCGAACUGGUUGUUUAAUUGGCGUUUUAAGACGAUUACAAAAUUGGUCCAAAACUAUAAUUUUUGAUGAAUAUAGGAAGUUUGCAGCUCCAAAGGAGCGACCAAUGGAUCAACAAUUUAUUGAGUUGUAUGAUGAUCGAGAUAUAAAGGAGUAUUGUAACGAACGAGGGUUGUUGCCAUUGAAAUGGGGAUGA
Molecule: messenger RNA, 885 nt
Organism: Lodderomyces orthopsilosis Co 90-125
Lineage: Eukaryota; Fungi; Ascomycota; Pichiomycetes; Serinales; Debaryomycetaceae
Gene: SIW14
Product: putative tyrosine protein phosphatase
Exons: 1
Coding region: 1-885 (294 amino acids)
Biological process (GO): protein dephosphorylation
Cellular component (GO): cytoplasm
Molecular function (GO): phosphatase activity; inositol diphosphate tetrakisphosphate diphosphatase activity
Source: RefSeq, a predicted model, not a curated record